Anopheles cruzii is the source of this 826-nucleotide messenger RNA. Its product is annotated as activator of basal transcription 1-like. The transcript has 2 exons. Gene Ontology annotation, molecular function: RNA binding. Gene Ontology annotation, cellular component: nucleolus. The record is from RefSeq and is a predicted model, not a curated record. Gene Ontology annotation, biological process: endonucleolytic cleavage in ITS1 to separate SSU-rRNA from 5.8S rRNA and LSU-rRNA from tricistronic rRNA transcript (SSU-rRNA, 5.8S rRNA, LSU-rRNA); endonucleolytic cleavage to generate mature 5'-end of SSU-rRNA from (SSU-rRNA, 5.8S rRNA, LSU-rRNA); small-subunit processome assembly. Bases 21 to 650 code for a protein of 209 amino acids. Lineage: Eukaryota; Metazoa; Arthropoda; Insecta; Diptera; Culicidae.
UUACGCCCAAAGAAGAGGAAAUGGACAGUGAUGCGGCGGCCACGAGUGAUGAGGCGGACAGUGGACAGGAGGUAGAAAUAGCCACCGAUGGUGAGCAGGAUGAACCUAGCAAAGAGGACAAACCUGGCCGGUUUGUAAGACCACUGGAAAAGAAAAAGAAACCUGGCAUCGUACACAUCUCCCUUAUUCCCAAGCACAUGAACGUGACGAUACUGCGCGAGAUGCUCGAACCGUACGGCAAAAUUGGCCGCAUCUAUCUGGAAGCGUCAAACAAAGGUGGCAAGGUACGCAAGACAACCGCAAGGGGCAAGCGAGCGAUGCUACGAUACACCGCCGGAUGGGUCGAGUUCGAACGGAAACGGGUGGCAAAGGCGAUCGUUGCGCAGCUCAAUGCAAAACCCAUUUCCACGAGCCGAAAGUCCGUUUUCUGCGAUGUCCUGUGGUGCAUGAAGUAUAUGCCACGCUUUAAGUGGAUUCACCUGAGCGAGCUGAAAGCGUACGAAAAGGCCGUCAGCCGGCAGAAGCUGCGUACCGAAAUUGCUCAGGCACGCAAGGAAUCAUCCUACUUCCAAAACAAUCUGGAUCGAAGCGAGGCGGCUCGGAAGCGGGCUUCGAAAGUAGGCAAAUCAGGCGGCAACGGUGCGGUUUAAAAUAAAUCGUUAAAGUACUCGAAAAGGCCAAAAGAAGAUUAAACGAUUUACUUUUGGUUAGCAACAUAUUUACUAUUGUUAAUAGAGCUAAGAUUGGAAUAUAAGUUCGAUGUGUGCUGAACAAAGAUUCUAAUUUCUUAGAAAACUAAUCGUUCUAAUUGGACGGUAGAAAUGUU